Messenger RNA from Penicillium chermesinum, 1746 nucleotides. RefSeq lists its product as uncharacterized. NCBI's taxonomy places the organism in Eukaryota, Fungi, Ascomycota, Eurotiomycetes, Eurotiales, Aspergillaceae. The transcript has 2 exons. The record is from RefSeq and is a predicted model, not a curated record. The coding region runs from base 1 to 1746 and encodes 581 amino acids.
AUGCGUACUGGACCCCUGUCCGCCCUCGCUUUCGCCCUCGGUAGUGUCCGGCUGGUGGCCGCCGCUGACAAGGCCUGGGAGGAUCCCAAUGCGGAGCGCGUUGAUCGCCCACGAUACUACUUCCCUCAGGAGAUCAAGCGCAACGUUCGCAGCUUCAACGACAAUGACAAUAUCCUCGCCAACUCGAUCGACGAACUCGCCAAUGGGUUGACCGGUCAGUCCCAGUCCGGAAACCCUCAGUCUGCCGCUACUGCAUCAGCACCCAACAAGGAGAAGGAGGUGGUUGUUAUCGUUUCCAUUGACAGCGAAGGCCACCGCCACACUGUGACUACGACUACCGAUGGCCCUCAGGCUACGACCACUACGACUACCGUCGACAAGCCCAACAAGAGUACCGACGAGGGUGAGAGCAGCUCCGAUGAUGUGAGCAAGAACACCGCUCCCGCUUCGACAUCAGCCGCUGCUUCUUCAUCAUCAGACGGUGGUCUGCUUGGUGGUCUUGGCGCGGGUCUCUCUUCUCUCGGUGCUGCUCUUGGUGGUGAAACCGACACUUCUUCCACCUCAACUGCGACUGCCACCGCUGCUCAGACUACAUCUAAAAGCCAGGCUAGCUCCAACUCUGCGGGCAGUGCCAAUGGCGCAGGUACUCCCAACGUCGUAUCCAGCUCUGAGCCAGCAGGCCUUGGAUCUGCCCUGGGCACUGGUGAGACCACGACUUCUACUUCUCCCGCCAACAGCGCCGUUAGCGCCAGCACCGUGUCCAGUGCGGAAGCUACGACUACCACUUCUGACCCAGGAUUGCUGGGUGGUCUUGGAGCUGGUGUUUCCACGUUGGGUGCCGGCCUUGGCGGUGGUGUCUCUUCCCUCGGCGCAGGCGUCGGUUCUCUGCUUGGUGGUGGCGAUAAGGCUACUACCACUGAGAAGCCUACUGCCACUGCCAGUGGUGCGGCUCCAGCUUCUGCUACCACUACUACUGACCCGGGCUUGCUGGGCGGUCUAGGAGCUGGUGUUUCCUCGUUGGGUGCCGGCCUUGGCGGUGGUGUCUCUUCUCUCGGCGCAGGCGUCGGCUCUGCUCUUGGUGACGGUGACAAGACCACUGCCACUGCCACCGCAACUGGAGCUGGAACCGCUACCGGCAUUGCUCCUUCUGCUGCCACCGCUUCCAGUGCCACUUCUUCUGGCGGUGGCCUUCUUGGUGGCCUAGGUGGUGGUCUUUCGUCCCUCGGCGCUGGCCUCGGUUCCGCCCUUGGAGGAAGUAGCACUACGACUGCUGCUCCUCCUGCUAACGGCACAAUUUCCGGCUCUGGCUCCGCUACGGCUACAGCUACAACUUCCUCCGAUGGCGGUCUUCUUGGCGGUAUUGGCGGUGGUCUGUCUUCCCUAGGUGCCGGUGUUGGAUCUCUUCUUGGUGGCAACUCUACCAGCCGCCCUACAGAGUCGACUAUUCCUGUCAGCGUUCCGGCAUCCGCUACUCCAUCGGCUACCCCUGAUGUCAGUAGCUCUGGCAGCCUGGCCCCUACCGCAACUGGCACUGACUCCAGCUCUGGCAUUGGUUCCGUCCCUACACCUGCUGGAGGUGCGCAUUCGACCAUUCCUGCUGGCUCUGAGACUGUUGCCCCCGUCCCUACUCCUACUGGCAGCCCGCAGACUUCCAAGCCCGCUUCGCACACCCCCCACGGCGACGCCCACGACCGAGACUACUGUUUCUCCCACCAGCGAGCCUCAGACCACUGCUACUCCUACUGA